Messenger RNA from Sander lucioperca (pikeperch), 1481 nucleotides. It is a transcript of the gene opn9, whose product is annotated as opsin 9. Lineage: Eukaryota; Metazoa; Chordata; Actinopteri; Perciformes; Percidae. Gene Ontology annotation, molecular function: G protein-coupled receptor activity. Gene Ontology annotation, biological process: G protein-coupled receptor signaling pathway. The record is from RefSeq and is a predicted model, not a curated record. Gene Ontology annotation, cellular component: membrane.
AUGACGCUGCCUGUUUCCUUAGUGAUAGUUGACUACAACCAGAUGCCUGAGGAAAGUCACUUCAUUCUUUUCCUCAUUAUUGCUCUUUCUCCAGGUAUUGCAUCAGUGCUGGGCAAUGGCACAGUGUUGUUAGUCUACUGUCGGAAAAGAAAGAAGCUCAGACCACCAGAGCUCAUGACCAUCAACCUGGCUCUCUGUGACUUGGGAGGGCCAUUUUCCUUCAUUUCCAGUCUGUGUCAUGCCUGGGUGUUUGGGGAGACAGGGUGCCUUUGGUACGGCAUUCAGGGCUUUGUGUUUGGCAUUGGCUCUCUGCUCACCACCUGUCUCAUCUCUCUGGACCGUUGCCUGAAGAUCUGCUGCUUAAAAUAUGGCCAAUGGAUUGAGAGACGCCAUGUGUAUCUGUCCAUAGCGCUGGUGUGGGUUUACACAUUGUUCUGGGCCUUGCUGCCUGCUUUUGGCUUUGGAAGUUAUGGAGCAGAACCUUAUGGGACCAGCUGCACCAUCAACUGGUGGAAAAUGAGGUAAUCUCUAAAUGACAGAAUCUAUAUUUUCCUCAUCCUGGUAUUAUGCUUUGGAUUUCCUGCACUCACCAUCGUCGCUUCAUAUUUGGCUCCUUCUGAAGGUGAGAACAACAGCUGCUUCAUGACACAAAAAAGGAGGGUCUACAGAUCUAAUCACACUCACACUAGCAAAAACCUGAGACUUACAAAGAUGGCUGCUGUGGUGUGCACCACGUUCUUCCUGGCCUGGAUACCCUAUGCCACAGUGUCUCUGAUCUCUGCACUCAUAAGCAGAGAUGAACCAGAGGCAUCUUUACAGACUGUGGUGGAGGAGUCUACUGGUAUGGCCUCAAGCGCUCCAAAUGCUUCAAAGAUCCUGGACAUCCUCUCACUGUUUAACUGGACAGCUACAGAAUAUUACAGACAAAUCUACCAUAAUCCUGAGAGCAAGUGGAGUGAUGUGAACAACAUGAAUUCAGCCUCCAUCAUGCUUAGGUCCACCCUGGACAAAGAAGCCAUAUCAGUGACCCGGAGCCACCAGCCAUUCUCCUGUCUCCCACCUGUAGUCACCUUGAUUCCUGCUAUGUUUGCCAAGUCCCACAUCAUGGUCAACCCUUUAAUCUACCAGAUCAUGAACAAGGAGUUCAGGCAUGAUGUCUAUGUGAUGGUGUUUGGCCAAGAGAAGGCAGAGAGGAGGCAAAUUCAGGGGAGGAAGGAGAGCUUAUGUGAAAGGAGCUUCCGCCUCUACCACUGCCAGAGCUGGAAGAGGAAAAGGAGCAACCCCAUAUCCUUUUCUGUGGAAGGAGAAAACAGAAAUCUAAAGAAAGAGAAUAACCGAGGGAACAGGAGUGGAGGAAGAGGAACAGACUCCUGGGCAGAUAAUAACUCCGUAGGGGCUGAUGCAUUGGGCUUUUCCUCCUUUGACACCCGAGGCAACAGGGAGAGACACGGCAGCAUCAGCAGACGGAUAGAUAGAUAGAU